CAUUCCUGACUUUCCUUGCUACUAGCGCAUGCUAAUUUCCCCGAGUUUGUUUCCAUACAUAGUCGUAGCCCUGACCCUCUCUAUGUUGUCCCCCCUUUACUGUUUUACAGUGGAUUUUAUUUUAUUUAUGGUGCUUGUUCAAUGGAUGGAGUGGCAGCGGACCAGCGGCCCUCCUGAUCCGCGAAGAGGCAAUUCAGCUGACUUGGUCCAGGGUCACUGGAUUAGACUAUAAUGCGUCAAGGGAUCAAUAUUCCUCUCACUAGUUGUAUUUCCUCUUGCUUUCUGCGAGCAUGAUCGAGGUUCCAGAUAGAUCCAUUCGCAUCUGUGCAGACAGAGGAGGGACGUUUUGUGAUGUUCAUGCAUCAUAUCCUGAUCCAGACGAUCCAAACGAGCGGAAAGAUAUCAUCGUCAAGCUUCUGUCGCAGGACACAGCCAACUACGGCGAUGCACCAACGGAGGGCAUCCGCAGGGUACUAGAGAUCGUGACAGGAGAGAAGAUCCCCCGUGGGUCCGUGCUCGAUACUAGCAAGAUUGAUUAUAUUCGCCUGUCGACAACCGUGGCGACAAACGCGCUGCUGGAGCGCAAGGGGCAUCGUCAUGCGUUGCUGAUUACAAAGGGAUUCAAGGACCUCUUGCUCAUCGGGAACCAGUCACGCCCACGCAUCUUCGACUUGAACAUUCGCCGUCCGAGCCCUCUGUACUCUGAGGUCGUUGAGGUGGACGAGCGUGUAACUCUUGUGGGGUACACAUCGGAUCCUAAGGCAGAGGAGAACGCUAUUCAGUGGAAUGAAGAUGGGAUCAUUCAAAGAGGCUAUAGGGGUCCGGGCUGGGAUGGGGAGGGUGAUGCUGAAGGUCCGGGAGACAUUGUUCGAGGGAUCUCGGGAGAAGCAGUGAGGAUCUUGAAGAGACCAGAUCUGGACCUUGUGAGGCAUGAUCUACAGCGACUGUACGACGCUGGAUAUCGCUCCCUUGCAAUCGUCCUUGUUCAUUCUUACACCUUCCCUGAGCACGAAAUACAACUCGGCAGGCUUGCACGGGAAGUUGGAUUCACCCAAGUCUCGGAAUCCUCACAGUUGCUGCCCAUGAUUAAGAUGGUUCCUCGCGGUGUAUCGUCCACCGCGGAUGCAUAUCUCACCCCCAUCUUGCGGGAGUAUCUAGACGGAUUCUUUCACGGUUUUGACGCGAAGUUGAAGGAUGGUCGGAUACAGAGCCCCCGUGUAGAAUUCAUGGGUAGCGAUGGGGGACUUUUAGACCUUAACAACUUCUCGGGCUUGAAGAGCAUACUAAGUGGCCCUGCAGGAGGCGUCGUUGGAUAUGCGUUGACGAGCUGGGACGUAAAAAGGAAAUACCCCAUCAUUGGCCUUGAUGUGGGCGGGACAUCGACUGAUGUAUCUCGCUUUGAUGGUCGCUACGAAGUAGUUUACGAGACCACAACCGCUGGAGUCACUAUCCAGUCUCCACAACUGGACAUCAACACUGUUGCAGCUGGUGGAGGUUCUUGUCUGACCUUCCGAAAUGGCCUGUUCCUUGCAGGACCCGAAAGUGCUGGUGCGCAACCAGGUCCUGCCUGCUACAGGAAAGGCGGUCCGCUAGCGGUUACAGACGCCAAUUUGCUCCUAGGUCGCCUCAUCCCGGACUACUUCCCAAAAAUAUUCGGGAAGUCAGAAAAGGAGCCUCUAGACUCAGAAGCAUCUCACGUAGCCUUUGAGAAGGUCGCGAAAGAGAUCAACGAAAGUCACGAAAUGAACCUUGACUUGGAUGACAUUGUAUAUGGGUUCAUUAAAGUUGCCAAUGAAACUAUGUGUAGACCCAUCCGCGCACUAACGGAGGCGCGCGGGUAUUCAACAGGCAAGCAUGUACUCGCAAGCUUCGGUGGUGCAGGCGGUCAGCAUGCCUGCGAGAUUGCAAGUCUGCUCGGCAUAAAGACCAUCCUCAUCCAUCGAUACAGCUCCAUUUUGUCUGCAUACGGACUGGCAUUAGCAGAUCGCGCAUACGAACUCCAAGAGCCCUCGUCAGCGUUCUACUCUGCGCAGACACGCCAGUACCUCAUCGCCCGCCUCGACAAACUUACCGGCGAUGUCAAGGCCGAACUCAAACGCCAGGGAUUUGAGGGCGACCGCGUGAGCGUCGAGCGGAUGUUGAACAUGCGCUUCGAGGGCACCGACACUGCACUCAUGAUACUUCCUAAUAAGAAUGACGGCGACAGUAUCGAGGACUUUGAGGCUGCAUUCAAGCGCGUGUACAAGGCAGAGUUCGGCUUCCUGCUCGAUACCAAGAGUAUCAUCGUGGACGACGUGAAGGUUCGUGGCAUCGGAAAGACCUUUGACGACCUCGGGGAGUCUGUCUACUCAGAAGUAGAUCGGCUUGAGAAGAAGCCCGUCGCACGCGAUCGAGCGGAUUCAACUUAUAGCGUGUACUUCGAUAAAGUCGGCCGUGUGGGCGACACGCCCGUGUUCCUCCUGGAUAACCUGGGCGUGGGCGAUGAAGUCACGGGCCCUGCGAUGAUCAUUGAUAACACGCAGACUAUAGUCGUCGUGCCGGGUGCGCGCGCUGUGCUCACUAGCAAACAUUUGUAUAUCACACUCGGAGGAUAAGUAACGAAUAAGCCACGACAUGGUAGAUUAUUGCAAUUGAUCAGCACUGGAUAGUGAUUCCAAUUGAAAAAGUGCUGAAGCUGAAAGUUCCACUAGAACUUGUACUGAAAUUGCAUAUAGUUAAUCUAGCACGAUGAACGAUUUCCUGACUACGUU
Molecule: messenger RNA, 2750 nt
Organism: Suillus paluster
Lineage: Eukaryota; Fungi; Basidiomycota; Agaricomycetes; Boletales; Suillaceae
Product: Hydantoinase/oxoprolinase-domain-containing protein
Exons: 11
Coding region: 291-2594 (767 amino acids)
Biological process (GO): glutathione metabolic process
Cellular component (GO): cytosol
Molecular function (GO): 5-oxoprolinase (ATP-hydrolyzing) activity
Source: RefSeq, a predicted model, not a curated record